Messenger RNA from Fusarium vanettenii 77-13-4, 2539 nucleotides. RefSeq lists its product as uncharacterized. The transcript is spliced from 6 exons. Gene Ontology annotation, cellular component: fungal-type vacuole membrane. Lineage: Eukaryota; Fungi; Ascomycota; Sordariomycetes; Hypocreales; Nectriaceae. The record is from RefSeq and is a predicted model, not a curated record. The coding region runs from base 60 to 1376 and encodes 438 amino acids. Gene Ontology annotation, biological process: transmembrane transport. Gene Ontology annotation, molecular function: transmembrane transporter activity.
CUUUUAAAGAAGCAGGAAGCUCUUUACCAAAGUUUUACAACUUUUUUUGCAAAGCAAUAAUGCAUCCAUCGCAAAUUUCUGUGAACAACCUGUCAGGGUCGUCGAAUGAUACUCUUCCAUCGACGGAGUCUCAGAAACUUGAAGACCAGCGCCGCGGAGUAUCUCUGAACGAUUUUCCAGAUGGCGGCUUGCGGGCGUGGUCAGUCGUAGCUGGGGCUUGGGCUGCCAAUAUCUGCAGUUUUGGAUGGAUCAACUGCAUCGGAGUUUUCCAGGCUUACUACCAGGAGGAGUAUCUGAAAGGCUACUCCCCUAGUGCAAUCUCAUGGAUUGCCUCUUUGGAACUCUCUAUUCUCUUUGGUGGCGGCUUUGUUGUUGGCCGAAUCUACGACAAGUAUGGCCCACGGUGGCUAAUGGCUUUCGGCACCUUCAUGCAUGUCUUUGGACUGAUGAUGGCUUCGCUUUCCACAAAGUACUAUCAGAUUAUUCUGUCGCAGGGCAUCUGUAGUCCUAUUGGAAUCUGCUGCCUCUUUACACCAGCUGUUGCCUGUGUAACCACUUGGUUUCAAAAGCGAAGAGGCCUUGCAAUGGGCCUUGUCAGUGGUGGCUCCAGUCUCGGAGGUGUCUUCCUACCCAUCAUGUUUAACCGCUUGAUCAAACAGAUUGGUUUUCCAUGGGCCAUGCGGGCUUGUGCUUUUCUGAUCUUGGGCUUGCUCAUCAUCGCCAACCUAACCAUCGUUUCACGUCUGCCACCAUCGUCUGCUCCUCUACCUCUCAAAGGCUUCUUUAAGCCCUUUACGGAGCGUGCGUACUUAUUCACAGUCGCAUCUGCAUUCAUCUACUUUCUUGGCCUUUUCGUACCAAUCAAUUACAUUGCGGCGCAGGCUGCACAACUCGGCAUGUCCGAGAACCUGGCGCAGUACCUCAUUCCAAUUCUCAACGCAGCGAGUCUUUUUGGGCGAAUUCUGCCUGGAAUCGCUGCUGACAAGUUUGGCGCAUACAACACGCAAACAAUAAUGGCAUUCUUCUCCGCAAUUUUAGUUCUGGCGCUGUGGCUUCCUGCAUCAAGCAACGCUGCCAUAAUUGUUUUCGCCGCUCUUUACGGGUUUGGCUCUGGAGCGUUUGUUACUCUCUGUCCAACGCUCAUGGCACAAAUUUCGCCCAUUCGUGAGAUUGGACUGCGGAAUGGCAUGCAGUUUGGAGUUCUCGCUAUUCCGGCACUUGUCAGCAACCCUAUUGGUGGCGCUUUUAUUGCGAGCGAUGAUGGAGGGUAUACUAACAUUAAGAUUUGGACUGGGGUCAUUUUGAUGGCGGGUGCUUGUAUGUACGCCGUUACGCGGAUUUUACUUGGAGGUGUCAAGUUGGCAAAGAAGAUAUAGGGAAGGUUUGUAGAAAUUGGCAUCAAUUGAGGGUGCUGAGACAUCUAUGUGCCAAUUUUAUACGUGAUAUGCAUUCCUCUAUAUGUUGCUCUAACAAAAAUGCUUCAAACAAUGCCAUUCUAGGUCGCCAUCCAACUGUGCAAGAUGCUAUAUCCAUAUUACGCCCAUUCUCCCUGACCCUUCUUGAUCUUCUGAAUAAUCGCCUGAAGCUCCUCCUUCAUGUUCUGAAUAGCCGUAGCAUGCCACUCUGGCACCUCAUCCUCACUGGCAGAACACUCAUCAAACGUCUCCAUGACCUUUUCCGCCUUGCGUAGCUCCCUAAGAAGCACAGCUCGCUGCAAAGUAGCCUGAUCAUCAUCGUCAAGAUCCAGCAUCCCCAACUGUAUCUUCAUCGGCCGCAAUUCCGCUCCCUCGGCAUGAUACCGCGCAGUAACAGCAACACGGUACCAAAAGAUGGUCUUGGAAAGAAUGGUGCUAUGCAAAAGAGCAAUAUGCGGGUUCCUCGCACAUGGACACUUGAGCAGGGGGAUGAGAUUGGUCAGGGCAGCCUUGUUGGCAAACAGGACCGUGUCGAUGCUUGGCAUCGGCUUGGCGAGGUUCAUGCCGCUGGCUGCUGCAGGUGCCUUGCAGAUGCGAUCUGCGUUGUGGUGAUGCAGCGAGCGGAGAACGCCAAGAGCUAGAGCCUCGCAGUCGUGUGCUUGUUUGGGAUCGUGGGGCUCGAUCGGCGGCGUCGAGGUAGUAUUGAUUGGUUGCUCUGCAGGUGUUGUGUGCUGUUCGGGAGGGGUGAUUGUUUCGCUGAGGGUUUGUUGGCUCGCGAGGGAUCCGGGUGUUGUUUUCCAUGGUUCGGCUAGGGAUAUAUAGGACGUGUCGUCAAAGUCGAACAUCAUGUCAAUGUCGUGGAAGGCCCAGUUGUCGAGUUUUCCGAUACCGUUGCCCAGAGUGGAUGCUUGGUAGCUUGACAACUGUGGGCUUGUCUCCCUCUCUUCCCAAGAGAACUCGGAGCCAUAAGACAUGCCCUUCAUCCCGUUUGGCACUGGAAUAGCUCCAGGCGUUGGUAUCUCGCUUGACGAGGAGCGUUGAGCAUCAGACUCGGUCUUUCUAUGUCGAGAUCUCUUGCCAUGUCGUCGAGAAGCGCUGUAAAAGCACUCCUGCCCAUUGUCUAU